GUAUGUUUUGAUGGAAGUUGACGACCCCGAUGAGGAGGGUAAAUGUCGGCAUUUGGUACGGGGCCUCACUUGGGCUGAGUACCAUCAAGACUCGGCCUCCCCGACUAUAGAGGAGCUAGAGGCUGCUGGGCUACGAUGGAGGAUUCUGGGAGGAGGCAGGAUACGAUAUAGUGCUGAGAAUAAGGCAUUGCAUAUAUAUGGUCACAG
This is a messenger RNA of Perkinsus marinus ATCC 50983, 207 nucleotides long. RefSeq names its product 14 kDa phosphohistidine phosphatase, putative. Gene Ontology annotation, biological process: peptidyl-histidine dephosphorylation. The record is from RefSeq and is a predicted model, not a curated record. Gene Ontology annotation, cellular component: cytosol. The transcript is spliced from 2 exons. NCBI's taxonomy places the organism in Eukaryota, Perkinsozoa, Perkinsida, Perkinsidae. Gene Ontology annotation, molecular function: protein histidine phosphatase activity. The annotation marks the transcript as partial.